Molecule: messenger RNA, 1728 nt
Organism: Mercurialis annua (annual mercury)
Lineage: Eukaryota; Viridiplantae; Streptophyta; Magnoliopsida; Malpighiales; Euphorbiaceae
Product: endoglucanase 8-like
Exons: 7
Coding region: 65-1552 (495 amino acids)
Biological process (GO): carbohydrate metabolic process
Molecular function (GO): hydrolase activity, hydrolyzing O-glycosyl compounds
Source: RefSeq, a predicted model, not a curated record
AGCACUAGUCGUUAGUGUUUCUCAAACAUUUCUUGUAAUUCGAAGAAAAAAAUAUUAAAUAGUGAUGACAGGAAUAAAAAAUAGUAGAAAUAUAGUAUUGUUGUUAGGGUUAUUAGUGGUGAGUAUUGGGAAUGUGGCAUCUCAAGAUUAUGGAGAUGCACUCACCAAAUGUAUUUUGUUUCUUGAAGGGCAGAGAUCGGGGAAAUUGCCUGCUACUCAAAGGAUGAGUUGGAGGAAGGAUUCUGCUCUCUAUGAUGGCUCUGAUGUUAAAAUGGACUUGAGUGGGGGUUACUAUGAUGCUGGGGACAACAUAAAGUUCAAUUUCCCAAUGGCAUUCACAACAACUCUCUUAGCUUGGAGUGUCUUAGAAUUUGGCCCGCUUAUGGGCACAGACACGAGCCAUGCAGUGGACGCCGUCAGGUGGGGCACAGACUAUUUUCUUAAAGCCACGAGCACUCCUGGUUCAGUCGUGGCUCAAGUUGGUGAACCCAUCAAUGACCACAAUUGCUGGGAAAGACCUGAAGACAUGGACACACAGAGAACAACUUACGUUGUUAAUCAAACUCAUCCUGGUUCGGAACUUUCAGCUGAGAUUGCUGCUGCAUUGACUGCCUCUUCCUUGGUUUUUAAGAGCAUUGAUAGUGCAUAUUCUAAAACCCUUCUCGACAGAGCAACAGCUGUCUUUGAGUUUGCUGACAAGUAUCAAGGAUCUUACAACAACAGUGUUGGCAAGGGGGUGUGCCCGUUUUAUUGCGAUUUUAAUGGUUAUCAGGAUGAAUUAGUAUGGGGAGCAUCAUGGUUAUACAAGGCAACUAAUGAUAACAAAUAUUGGAGCUAUAUCCAAAACAGAACUCUCGCCAUGAAAUCCAAUGAUAAUUUGAAUUCCAUGGACAACUUUGAUGAAUUUGGAUGGGAUUCGAAACACGCUGGCAUUAACAUACUCGUUUCUCCGUUGGUGGGUGGUAAACCUAGUCAAAAUAGCUUCAUUUCAGAUGCAGAUAGAUUUGUAUGUUCUAUAUUGCCUGAUUCGCCUUCUAAACUUGUUACAUACUCUGCAGGUGGGCUUUUAUUUAAAGCUGGACCAAGCAAUUUACAGCAUGUGACUGCUUUGUCCUUUCUUCUUCUUGUUUACUCUCGUUAUUUGGAACAAAGUAAAAGAGAAGUUAAAUGUGGCAAUGUUGUUGCCACUCCAGCUAGGCUUGCCACCGUUGCUAAAGGCCAGGUGGACUACAUUCUUGGAAAGAAUCCAUUAGGGAUGUCAUACAUGGUGGGAUAUGGCAACAAAUUCCCACGAAAGAUUCAUCACCGUGGCUCGAGCUUGCCUUCAAUUCAGAGUCACCCGAACCAUAUUGCCUGCAAAGAAGGAACCCCAUACUAUGAAAGCAAAUAUCCAAAUCCAAAUGUGCUAGUAGGGGCUAUCGUCGGAGGACCCGAUAACAAUGAUCAAUACGUUGAUGGUCGUUUUAAUGUCUCUCAAUCUGAACCAACUACUUAUAUGAAUGCUCCUUUUAUAGGACUCUUGGCCUACUUCAAAGCACACCCAUCCAUCUAGAUUAAUGUAUUCAUAAGUCUAAAUAUUCUUGAUUCAUUCAUGAAUAAUCAGAUUUUUAAUUCCUUUUUAUUAGUACAUUGCAAUCUCAAUAAAAUGAUAGGUAUUUGAUAAGCUAAUAAUUUUUAUCAAUCAACAUUUCUUUUGUGUAUUUUUAUAAUUCUGCAGAUAAAUUAAAG